Molecule: messenger RNA, 1878 nt
Organism: Dissoconium aciculare CBS 342.82
Lineage: Eukaryota; Fungi; Ascomycota; Dothideomycetes; Mycosphaerellales; Dissoconiaceae
Exons: 2
Coding region: 1-1878 (625 amino acids)
Source: RefSeq, a predicted model, not a curated record
AUGCGGUUUGCUGCAUCUCUUUUCACAGUAUUCUUGCUCGAGGGCGCUCAUGCUGGUGCGCCCCCCUCCCCUGAACCGAUCAAGUUGACAACACUUCCACUGCCGCCAGUCAUAGCAAAUACGUCGACUGGCAGCUGCACUCUUGAGUUCAAUUCGCAUGGUACAGGUUGUACUGGGCGACAAUCUGGAUUGCAAGUGGGCAGCUGGAUGCCUGAUGGCAAACAUGUACUUGCACAUAUCAACUUUAUCGGCGCGCCUGCAGCGCCUGCAGCUGCUAGCAUUUACAUCGGACAGCAGGUGAUUAUCAUCAAGUCUGACGGUACAUUGUUUCCAAAUGGUGAUUCUUGGAAAUGUAUUACUUGUGGUGUCGACCCCAGCCACGCUGUAGGCGCAAGCGGGACUUCGCUGGAUUGGUCGUAUCCUCAAGCUUUCAGCGAUGGCAAGCGUAUCUUGGCAGGGACGUACAUUAUCGACGGUGGAGCUGAUCUGACUGGUGAAGGAUGCACGCCAGCUACCACAUACGUCUACCCCAUCCGCUUGAAUGCCAAAGCUGACGGCUCUGGUAAUGGUCAAUUCAUCCGUGAGUUACGAUUACACCCAGAUGGUGUUCACAUCGGCAUCAAUGCUCUGGGUUUGAGCCCGGCCCGGUCGCUUUCCGAAGUUGGAUACUAUGGACGUCUAAAUUUCAACCCAGCACCAAUGACAGGUUUACCACUUGUCCCCAGGUAUGACGUGAUCAACGUGAGCCUCCUCUUGGACAAUAGCGGGAGCUCUCCAUUGUUUGCCAAGGGCAACGAACUCUUCUUCAAUCACAGCUCCAUCACCGUUGGAGAACUCCGCGGCUUUUCAGGAAGCGGCGACGAGCUUACCUACAUUGGCUAUCCUGUGGAAUCUUGCAACAUCGACGUAUCCUCUGUCGACUUGCUCACUGGACGCGUUCGUCGUCUCACCUCGCACCCGGGAUAUACCGAUCCUAUCGAAUUCUCGCCUGACGACCAAUGGUUCGUCGUGCAAGACACCCGCGGCUCUGGACGCGUGGAGUUCAUGGAUGGUCUGCGUUGGCUUCCUCCUGUCGCUGACCAGAUUACCGCCACUGCCUGCUCGUCAGUCCGAAAUAAUGGAAUUCGACGAUUCUUUCAACCAUACCUGAUCGAUCGCUAUGGAGAUCGGGGAACAUACUAUGGGCAGAGUUUGAACCACGCGGACAAAGGUGUCGCGGGUAGUGGUGAUUAUGACGAUCCCGAAUGGAACGGCCAAGCGGAUCCUUGGUUCUCGCCCGAUGGUACAAAGAUUGUCUAUUGGCAGGCUAAGGCCAUUCCUCCAGCCUGUGGUGGGAGAAAUCCGUUACCUUGCUACAAUUCAACCGAGCCUGGCGGCCGCACUGAGCGUAUCAUCGUCGCACACCUCACCUCUCGCAAGCCACUAAAGGCGCGCAAGAUAAAGCAAGGGCCAGAGGUAAUCCCAUGGGCCAUUCCAUACGUCGCAGGUGAGCCCACGCCAAACCGGCCAUACCCUCGCGAAGGCCAAUAUACACUCAAAGGUCGUGUCAGCGGUUACGCGGACGUGACGAUCACAGAGAACGCUGCCAAAAAUGGCAUUCUCAGCACUGCUGUAGAACUCCAUGGAUAUUCUGACGACGGCAGGGGCUGCAUCGAUGGCUUCCAGAACAUCACCGUCGUGGUCGAAGGCAUUACGCUGAACCAUCUCGAUUGGUACUCGGAUCUGACGCGCACUGAUUACCAAACGGCGGAGCAGUACACGAGUGCUGAUGGUUUCCACAUGUCAAUUGAUGCUACGUCGAACAUCUUCUCUGCCAAUGGGACUCUGAUUACGACGACCGAUGGUGUCGUGUACAGACAGCCUCUCAAUGGAGCAUAG